Malus domestica (apple) is the source of this 423-nucleotide messenger RNA. RefSeq lists its product as uncharacterized. The record is from RefSeq and is a predicted model, not a curated record. NCBI's taxonomy places the organism in Eukaryota, Viridiplantae, Streptophyta, Magnoliopsida, Rosales, Rosaceae.
AUGGAAGCCCAUUUCGCAAAAUCGGUGCCAGUCCCUCUCAUCCUCCUGAGCCUCUUCCCAAUCAUUGUCUUCUGUUCCUUCACUACAGUUCGAUCCGACCACGAAUCAUCUACGAUGAUUAAUCUCCGGUUGCCCUCAGAUGCCACGUCCGCGGAUCGAUGCAGUGCACAAGUGGAGUCACCCUUGUCCCGCCCCAUGUGUCCGGUAAGCUGCUUUAGACCAGACCCGGUGUGUGGGGUGGACGGGGUUACCUACUGGUGUGGGUGCCAAGAGGCACAAUGUGCCGGUGUCAAAGUAGGAAAAUUAGGGUUUUGUGAAGUGGGCAACGGGGGGUCUGCCCCUCUCUCUGCUCAGGCGCUGCUUCUGGUUCACAUUGUUUGGCUGAUCGUCCUCGGCUUCGCGGUCCUUUUCGGGCUGUUCUGA